Messenger RNA from Olea europaea var. sylvestris, 1173 nucleotides. RefSeq lists its product as uncharacterized. The coding region runs from base 1 to 1173 and encodes 390 amino acids. The transcript has 4 exons. The record is from RefSeq and is a predicted model, not a curated record. NCBI's taxonomy places the organism in Eukaryota, Viridiplantae, Streptophyta, Magnoliopsida, Lamiales, Oleaceae.
AUGUGGGCAUCUGAGCGGGUAACUCAGAAGAAACCUUCGGGUGUUUAUGAGGUCGAUACUUAUUCAGCAAUAUCUGCUAAAAUGGACUCAUUAUUUCACAAGAAUAAUCAAUAUGGGGAAACAUACAAUAACAGUUGGAAGAAGUAUCUCAAUUUCCCUUGGAGCAACCAGAAUCAGAAUAGGCCUCAGGGUCAGUUUCAACAGCAAGAGAAAAAACCUCAAUUGGAAGAUAUGUUCGGGAAAUUUAUGGAGAGGACCAAUCAGUACAUGGAGAAAACCGAAAUCACUCUGCAAAACCAGAAUGCUGUCAUCAAAAACUUGGAAACUCAAAUGGGACAGAUGGCCAUAGCUUUGACUGGAAGAGCACAGGGAAAUUUACCAAGUAACUCGGAAAUCAACCCAAAAGAGCAUGCCAAGGCCAUCACAACUCGAAGUGGAGUGCAACUACCUGAUAUGCAUGUCAAAAGGCCAGUCAAGAACAAAGAGAAUACACCUUCUGUAGAAGAAGAAACUGUGGAGCAGGAUGAACAACCAAACACAUCUACUGCAAAGGAAAGCUCAGAAAAAGCAGGGAAUAAAGAAACAGUUAUAGUCAACCCAUAUGAACCUCCAAUUCCAUUUCCACAGAGGUUGAAAAACCACAAAAUGGAGCAACAAUACAAGAAAUUUUUGAAAGUCUUCAAGAAGCUCCACAUCAACAUCCCGUUGGCUGAUGAUCUAUUCCAGAUGCCCAGCUAUGCAAAGUUUCUGAAGGACAUAUUAUCAAAUAGACGCAAGCUGGAGGAUCAUGAAAUAGUAAUGCUAACCGAAGAGAUACUAGGAUUGGGAGAGCCUAAAGUAACUACAAUAAUUCUACAGCUAGCUAAUCGAUCACUUGCACAUCCACGAGGGAUUAUCGAAGAUGUAUUAGUCAAAGUGGAUAAACUUAUAUUCCCAGCGGACUUCUUAAUUCUGGACAUGGAAGAAGACAAGGACGCCACUUUUAAUGUUUUCAAAGUAAUGAAAUAUCUCAUCGAGCCAGACAACUGUUUCCAGAUUGAUGUGAUUGACAUAGGAAUCCCCUACAAUUAUGAGUUGAAGAAACUGCCAGACAUACAGGAGGCUGAUAUGAUGCACCCUCAAUCCAUUCUCACUAACUCAAAGGAGAUCGAGGUAUACACCGUGGAGUCUUAA